CCGAUUCUGUGCACGGACGCACUCAAGCUCUUUGAUGGUCAUCAUGUGUCAUCACCUUCGGCCAUCGGCGGCGAGCAGUUCGGAGCUUGAAACAUAGCAUUCAUGCUUUCGUAGUGUUGUCUCUCCCCAUCUCAUAUUCUCUUGGGAUGGUGGCACCUCGUAGUCGAAAGCCCAAACUCACACAUGCACUAUCUGUGUGGAGAAUGUGCUCAUGACCAUACGGAACUUACGGAUACUACUGAUGUCAACCGAGAUAUUGGCUUACGAGGUUCUUAACCCAGGCUAAUGGCUCGGAUGUUGGCCACCUCUGUAGUCAGGAGGACCAGAACCUAUCGAACUUCGGCCGCAGAUUCAAGCUUUCGUCAGCUCAAAUAUCAAGAUUGAUCGUCUUCGAGUUUUCACCCAGCGUGCCAAUCUUCUUGGCGCCCCUGUUCAAUGUCUCACGCACCAAACUUGGUUACUACUCGAAGUGAUACGACACAGGCGUACAGAAGGUAGAUACCCCUCGAGAUUGGAAUCUGGUUCCUUGAGUGGUCGAGUCAUCAUCGGCUCAACCUCUGGGCUCGGAUUAUCAACCUGUCCCGAUUUCUCCACAGCAAUCUACCGGUACUCCUUCAGGUUACUCUUUUCCGUGGACAAUCGGCGCUUCGGAAUGUGACGUGCAAACCAUGGUGUUCCUCAAGAUCAAUUGAUGGUUCCGAUUCGCAGCGCAGCAGGUGGUACCAAGGUGGUAUUGAUAUUCCAAGACUGCUCGGGGAAACUAUCAUCUGACACCGCACGCCUCGGACAAGUAAUCCAGAUGGCUUUCAUCCUAUAUGUCUCCUUUCGAUUUGAAACGUGGCUGCUCCGACCCUCCCCAAUGUGCUCUCGGACCGCGAAUGCCUGCCCGAUUGUUCCCCUCCUUCCAUUCCGUAUACACCCCACGAAGCCCUGUGUCGCCCAUGGAGCACAUGUUCAAUGCCGAGGACGCUGCGGUCCCUUAGUUCCGGGCAUGAAUCGAAAGUGGGGCACGAUAAAUUCUUUCCAUUGUGUGAUCGAUUAUCCACGCUCAAAAUAUCUCGGACAUCGCGUCAUCGUGGACUUUUCUUUGAACAAGUGGAAUGCAAGCUGAAUGGGGAAGUGCGCGGUCGUUUGUAUGCUUCAGCGACGCCUUCAAGUCUCCCUUGAUCUUGACAUCCCCUGCGGUGCUGAACGUUGCUGUUUAACGAGUGUCUGCUGACGUAGCGGUGGUAAUUGGAGUGUCAGCAUCUCAUUUUUCCGAGUAGAAACAUACAAUGCCGCCUCUGCGCUUAUUCGCACCGGACCAGAUCGGCGCUUGCACCAGUGGCAGACAAACAUGUUUUGCCUUACUUAAAGUGUCCGCACGGUGACUUUGACCGUCUUUAUACUUCCAUGCACUCAGCCAUACGAUUGGCGUCCCGAUUCGCUGCUGUGACUACCACCGUAGGCGCAGCAGGUUUCGGCGGGUUUCUAUACUACACCCGCCGAGCCCAGUUCGUUCCCUACGAUGUCACCACCGACCCGAUUUAUUCUUCUCCGAUUUACAACAAACUGAACCCGAACCGCAACUUCCCUGCGCUGUACGAUCGUUGCGUUCGGCGCGUGCCUCUCAAGGAUAUCGAGCCUGGGCUGCUGCAGGAAGAGGGAAAGCUGGUUGAGAGGUUUUGUGCUGGAGUAUGGAGCGGAGUCGGUAUGGCCCAAAUUUCUUACUUCGCGGGGUUUUGGAGGGUCUGAUUCACUACCGACAGCCUAUGAGUUCCAACGUCGGUACUUGGAGCGCAAAUAUCGCGGCUCAGACACGGCCUAUCAGCUAUGGGACAACUCACAACUCUCCGAGUCGACCUAUCCAGUCGGCCAACAUAUCACAGACCACUUCGAGAUACUCUGGCGCGAACCAAACUCCAUAGGCUUACGCUGUGGUGACUCUCCACGCAUUCACGGCGUCCGCACCACGGAUGGGAUCAUCGAGCUCACCGCGACCGUGAAGCCGGACGAGGGCGUGGCUGAAUUCGAGUUCACGUGUGUGUUCUUCCAGGGCGAGGGCAAGAGUGACGCGAAGAUGCCGGAGCCGAUCGCUUUCCUGCACAGGUUGUAUACCAAGUUUUUGGUUGAAGAUGCGGUGGGCAAGAUAUACAAGUAAUGCAAUGCAAUAUUACGCGUCCGUUAUACGUGGUUCAUCGCUGUCAUAUCGUCGUCGUCAUCAAAUUCCAUCUCGGGGACACACAACUGCGCCAGUCCGAGGUCUUGCAACCGGGUCAUGCGCACGAGCAUGCCGAGCCCCAAGCUGACCUGCGAGUCGACGGCUCCCUUCCCUGCGCUGUUCAAGAGCGUCCACGCUCCCUCGUCCAUGUCUUCUGCGAGGUGGCCCCAUGCUGACUUUAUGGCCCCGGGAUAAUUGUACGAGGCGAGAACGAAACAAACAGUGGAGCCUCAGGCUAUUAUCAGUGCCUUGAUAGCAAACGGAGAUAGACCACUGACAAAGCCCACUAAUCUCCUGCUCGCGCUCAAGCUGGGGUAGCGGAGGUUGUUCCGAUGGGUCUUCCUCGACAUCCGAGUCCGUGUGGCCGGGUAAGAUGUCUCCCAGACGGUAUAGUCGUUGGCAAGCGGGGCAUAUCCGACUGGUGGACCUUCAUUCCUCGUAAGCACACGACCUGCUGUAGUCGACUUCCGUGCGUACCUGCUCUUGUUAUACCACAAGAUCUACUUGCCGCCGAUAGUCAGUUCUGCGGUAUACUCACGCCGGGAAUCUACAUACCAACGCGGUCUCUUCCGGUAGCACGGUGCACAGCAUCUCGAGAAUCUCGUCCUGCGCGAACUCGGCACAUAAUGGGUCGUCCCAGGCAGGCGGUUGCGCGAAGAAGGACGUCAAGAACGCGCGGGUGUCGCGGACGCGAUGGCCGUUACCGGGGUCGUGUAUGAAGGGCUUUUGGGGAAGAAGCGGGGGCGCGAAGACAUGCUCCUCGUUGCCAUCCAUGUGGAAGACAGGCUCCCGGUCGUGCACGAGCGGGUCGACGGGGGAUGGCGUUCGGACCUCGAGCCGAGAGUCGCUGGUCGUGGCGGAGGAGGUGCUUUCUAGCGACAGGCGCGGUUUCGCAUGCACCCUCGGGUUUCUUUUCCCCUUUCGCUUGGAGUUGGACGGGCCCGGCAUCGGGUUUUCGCGACGAACAAGUGGCCGUGGUGUGCCGGUUUACAGAACGCGUAAACACCGCGUAAACACCGUGACGUGCUCUCGGUCACGGGUGUGGUCGAGUCACGGCCUGGCAUCGGCGGAUAGAGAAUCCGGCUGCUUGGCCCACACGCCUUCCGGUGGAGCCCUACGCUAGAAGCGCGUCGAGCGUGCAACGAGGCACGCUCGUGAUUUGCUCCCCUUCGACCUGUGUCUUGCCAAGUGCCGAUUUCAUUUUUGUCGAUGCCGACAUCCAUCUCAUCUUUCAUUAUAGUCCAUCACGGCGGCGUCACGCAGCCUACGACAUUUUGAGAAGAGGUCUCGUUUUACCCUAUCCAGCCCUGAAACGAACUGGUUCUGCUGCUUCUGCUACAGUGCCUGCGUCCAUCGAUGGGCCUUCUGUCCGUAUCAACUAGCACCUGAUCCCGAGGCCCGGUCCUAUGCGUUGUCUAGUGCCCGGCGAGGUUUCACCUGACUGCCCGUCGGAUCUCGAGGCCGUGCACGCUCAUUUUGCACGCCAGGCUUUGGAAGACGAUGUCCAGAACGGAGCAUGUCCGUGUCUCGUGCGAUGAUGUUGAACCAUCGCGCGCAGAAAAGGAAACUUGGCAAUGACGCAUGCUGGAGGGUAUAUAAGCCGAGAGGUAUUUUGGUCAAGAGAAAGCAGCAACACAGAGUCGUUUGGCCAACACUGCAGAGAUGCUCUUUCUUGCCUACCUUCUGUCGAUCGCUUCUGUCGCACAUGCUCUCGGAUCGUCUUGCUCUGCCCCGCUCGGUCCAGGGACCGCUGCUGCCGGUGACCCAUACUGGCUGCAAAAUAUCAAACAUCAAGGAAUCUCUGCCUACAAUCCCAACCCUUCCACAUAUCAAGUCUAUCGUAACGUGAAGGACUUUGGCGCUCGCGGCGACGGCGUCACCGACGAUACUAUUGCCAUCAACAACGCCAUCGCGUCUGGCAAUCGAUGUGGUGGAGGAUCCUGCGGCUCUUCUACAGUCUCUCCGGCUCUCGUCUUCUUCCCAUCUGGAACCUAUCUCGUAUCCAAGGCGAUAAUUGCGUACUACUACACACAGCUGAUCGGCGACGCGAGGCACCCUCCGACCUUGCUCGCAGCUGGUAAUUUCUCUGACAUUGCGGUCAUCGAUGCCGACCCCUACAUCCCCAACGGCUUUGGCUCGCAAUGGUACACCAACCAGAACAACUUCUUCAGGAGUGUUCGCAACUUUGUGAUCGAUGUGACGCGUGUGCCGGCGACCCUGUCCCAGGGAACCGGGAUCCACUGGCAAGUGGCCCAAGCCACGUCGCUGAUGAACAUCGUCAUCAAUAUGUCAUCGGCGCCGAAUACCGCUCACCAGGGAAUCUGGAUGGAGAAUGGCAGUGGCGGAUUCAUGGGCGACUUGGUCUUCAACGGAGGAAAGUUUGGGCUGUGGGUCGGGAACCAACAAUUCACCGUCCGAAACAUAACUGUCAACAAUGCUCAGACCGCCGUCUAUGCCCUCUGGAACUGGGGCUGGACAUUCCAAGGCGUGACCUUCAACAACUGCCAGGUCGGCUUCGACGUUGCCACCGGGGGUGGCAGUUCUGCCCAGACGGUCGGCGCCGAGGCGAUCAUUGACGGCACGAUCUCCAACACCCCGAUCUUCGUCCGCACCUCGACCGCCAGCAACGGGCGUCUCGGCGGCUCGCUGGUCCUGAACAACAUCAAGCUCAACAACGUCCCGACCGCCGUCGGCGUCGCCGGCGGGGCCGUCGUGCUCGCGGGAUCCUCCGGGUCGACCACCGUCGCGUCCUGGGCACAGGGCAACGUCUACACCGGCACCAACGGCGCGGGGAACUUCACGCAGGGCCCGAUUGCCGCGCCGCGCAAGCCGGGCUCGCUGCUCGAUGGCAGCGGCAAGAUCUUCGGGCGCAUGCACCCGCAGUACGCGAACUACGCGGUGUCGCAGAUCGUGAGCGUGCGCGACCACGGCGCGAAAGGCGAUGGGAACACGGACGACACGGCUGCGCUGAACGCGAUCUUUGCUACAUACGCUGGCUGCAAGAUCAUCUUCUUCGACGCUGGGACCUACGUCGUGACUUCGACGCUCGUCAUUCCCGCCGGAUCGCAGGUCGUGGGUGAAGCGUGGUCGGUUAUCGCCGGACGUGGGUCUGCGUUCCAGGACGUAAACAACCCCCGCGCGGUCGUGCAAGUCGGCGCACCGGGAUCCACUGGUGUCAUGGAGAUCUCCGACAUCGUAUUCGUCACCAUCGGGCCGGCUGGCGGAGCCAUCGUCGUCGAAUGGAAUAUCGCGCAAUCGAGCCAGGGUUCGGCGGGAAUGUGGGACUCGCACAUCCGCUUGGGAGGAGCUAUCGGCACCAACCUCCAGGCCGGCAACUGUCCGAGUAGCGGCACCGGCGGCACGGCUAACUGCAUGGCUGCGUUUGCUGGACUUCAUCUCACAUCGUCCUCGUCUGCUUAUCUCGAGGGUACUUGGGUCUGGCUAGCGGAUCAUGAUCUCGAUACGGCCGCGCAGUCUCAGAUCUCAAUUUUCUCCGGUCGUGGAAUUCUGUCCGAAUCCGCUGGUCCUGUUUGGAUGAUUGGAACAUCGUCUGAACACCACGUCCUCUACCAGUACAAUCUCGUCAAGGCCAAGAACCAUUACCUUGGCUUGAUCCAAACAGAAUCGCCAUACUUCCAGCCGUCGCCUGCGCCACCCGCUCCAUUCUCGGUGAACGCCGCCUUCAAGGACCCCUCGUCGUGGUCAGGCUCGGCGUGGGCGCUGCGCAUCACGUCCUCGUCGGACAUCCUCGUGUACGGCGCGGGGCUGUACAACUUCUUCAACAACUACCAGCAGCAGUGUCUGACGCCGCAGAACUGCCAGGCGCAGAUCGUGAACGUUGACUCGGCCUCGACGGCGGUGCACAUCUACAGCCUGUCGACGGUGGGCACGACGUAUCAGCUGAGCGUCAACCAGGUCGGCGUCGUCGACCAGGCGUCGAACCCGAACGGCUUCGCGGCGACCGUGACGGUCUGGAAUCAGUAAAGGGAAGGGGCCAUCAAUGAAUGUAUCAAUGAAUGUACGAAUAUCGCAAUUAGGUUGCCUCAUGUAUAAUGGUGCCGGUUAUCGAAUACACACAUAGUGGAAUCCAC
Messenger RNA from Mycena citricolor, 6291 nucleotides. NCBI's taxonomy places the organism in Eukaryota, Fungi, Basidiomycota, Agaricomycetes, Agaricales, Mycenaceae. The record is from the annotation of a GenBank genome assembly.